Messenger RNA from Histoplasma mississippiense, 141 nucleotides. RefSeq lists its product with no specific name. The coding region runs from base 1 to 141 and encodes 46 amino acids. The transcript has 3 exons. The record is from RefSeq and is a predicted model, not a curated record. Lineage: Eukaryota; Fungi; Ascomycota; Eurotiomycetes; Onygenales; Ajellomycetaceae.
AUGAGUUCCCCCAAGUCACCAAUCGCCGCCCCGCUCUUUCUCUUCGACUCUUCCUUGCUUUGUCAUCUUGAAAAAUAUGAUGCGUUGUAUUCAUAUAGCUACUUCUAUCUAUGUAUCCUUAAUAGAGCUAUAAAUAAAUGA